This is a messenger RNA of Meloidogyne enterolobii, 741 nucleotides long. The record is from the annotation of a GenBank genome assembly. NCBI's taxonomy places the organism in Eukaryota, Metazoa, Nematoda, Chromadorea, Rhabditida, Meloidogynidae.
AUGACCCAAAAUAUCGACACCCAAAAUGACGAAUUACCCAAAAUAUCGAAUCUUCCCUCAAACUUGAAGCAAAGUUUGAGGGAAGAAAAAAGCGAAAAAAAGUUAAGGGAAGAAAAAUUUGAAUCUUUUCUUAUUUUUUGCUCUUUAUUUGAUUUUCUCCCGGCACAAUUUUCUUUUUUAAUCCUUUUUAGUAAUAUUUGUAUAUUUUUAAAUGUUUUCACCUAAAAAUUUAUCCUUUUCUUUUACCCUCAAUUUCUUUAGCAUUUUUUAUAUUUGGCAUUCAAAUUUGGAAGUCCAAGAAGCCGUAAAAAAGAUUAGGAAAAAAAAGAAAAAUCUUUUUCUAAUUGUUUUUUAGUUUUUACGUCGAACCAAACAUUUUUUCUGUACCUAUCAAAUUACGAUUUCUUUGUUUGACCUGUUUUGAUAGUUCCAUGAUUUGGCCAUUCCGUGAUUUGGUAAGACCUUAUUGUGUAUGUUUAGUGUUUUGGCAUGGUUCGUAAAUUUGUUGUCCAUGAUUACGUAAUUCAUUCAUUUUAUUUAACCUCUGUUAAAUUAUUCCCUCAACAAAUUUCUUUGUUCUUAUUUUUGCAGUUUUGUUUUUCCUAUCAUUUGUUACUUUAAAACUUUACUUCUACCCUAAUCCUUUUUUGCCUUCCAAAAUAUUUUUUCAAAAAAACUACACAUUAUUUUAUUAGUAAUUUUUUUAGUUAUUGAAUUUUUACCAUCCAGUUUACUUUUAAA